Pseudonaja textilis is the source of this 4308-nucleotide messenger RNA. RefSeq names its product zDHHC palmitoyltransferase 3 (gene ZDHHC3). Gene Ontology annotation, molecular function: palmitoyltransferase activity. Lineage: Eukaryota; Metazoa; Chordata; Lepidosauria; Squamata; Elapidae. The record is from RefSeq and is a predicted model, not a curated record.
UCGCCGUUACUCACUUCCUGGUUUCUCCUUUUUCUUUCGCAGCGCGAAUGGGGAAGCUGCGAAAGGAGAGGGGUAACCCUUAGUCUUAUCUCUCAGCAAGGAGCUCCGGGCUGGGUGUUGAAGGGCUGGUUUCUCCGUCUGCUGGCAGGCGAAUGGAACGCUGUGCUGGGCUGAGCGGUGGAAAGUCGAACCAGGAGAAGCGGGCCGCUGGCAGAGCGGGGGCGGCAUCAAAGGCAGCGGCGAGCGUGUUGCCUCAUCUUCAGCCUGGAUCCAAGAAUGGACAUUAAAACCUAUGAUGAUUACUCCAGUUCACCGCUUCAGAGAUAUUGAGAGGAAACCAGAAUAUCUUCAACCGGACAAGUGUGUCCCACCUUCCAGCCACAGUUCCUCAGGAACAAUGUGGUUUAUUCGAGAUGGUUGUGGUAUUGCCUGUGCAGUUAUCACUUGGCUCCUGGUAUUUUAUGCUGACUUUGUAGUCAUCCUCGUAAUGCUGCUUCCAUCAAGAGACUAUAUUUAUAGUGUAAUCAAUGGAAUAGUUUUCAAUACGUUGGCAUUCCUGGCUCUGGCUUCACAUUUGAGAGCAAUGUUAACAGAUCCAGGUGCAGUGCCCAAGGGUAAUGCCACAAAAGAAUUCAUAGAGAGCUUACAGCUGAAGCCAGGACAAGUAGUUUAUAAGUGCCCAAAAUGCUGUAGUAUCAAACCGGACAGAGCACAUCACUGCAGUGUUUGCAAGAGAUGUAUACGGAAAAUGGAUCACCACUGCCCAUGGGUUAAUAACUGUGUAGGAGAGAACAACCAGAAAUACUUUGUACUGUUUACUAUGUAUAUAGCACUAAUUUCUCUGCAUGCUCUAAUCAUGGUUGGAUUUCACUUCCUAUAUUGUUUGGAAGAAGACUGGACAAAGUGCAGUUCUUUUUCUCCACCAACUACUGUGAUUCUUCUGAUCCUCUUGUGUUUUGAGGCUCUCCUUUUCCUCAUUUUCACAUCUGUAAUGUUUGGAACGCAGGUGCAUUCCAUCUGCACUGAUGAAACAGGCAUAGAACGGCUUAAAAAAGAGCAGCCAACCUGGGAAAAAGCCAGCGGCUGGGAAGGGAUGAAACUGGCUUUCGGGGGUAAUUUUUCACUGCGAUGGUUCAGUCCCUUUUCAAACCUGAAUUGCAAGAAGGCUCCACCAGCUGGGACUGCAACAGUUGCUCCAUCGGAGAUGGCUGUGCAAGAAGCCUUUGAACCACUUUAUGAUCCAAUGAUGGUUGUGGAAGUAUUAAGUGAUUAAUAUAAAGUAUCUUUACAAAUGUUUGUUCUUUCAAUAUUUGUGUACUUGACAGUUAGCUUUAAGGUAGCACUGAUGUAUGAAACCAUGGAAUUGUCUUCUAGCUAAGGAUCUCUCUAAGCAAAAAUAAUACAACUAGUUUCCUACACAUUUAAUUGGUGAUGAAUUAAUUAUACUUAAAUAACUGUACUUUAUUACAGAAAAAUUAACCUAUCAUUGUGAGAGGACAGCUUCUAAAAAUGUGCAAUAAGAAUGCUGUUUAGGAGAAAAUUGCCAAAGUUGGUUUAACCAAUUUAGAUAUGAGGAGUAUGUUUUCUCAAGAUUUAAUGACUGGCCAAAAUCUAAGUUCAGGAAUAUAAUUCUGAUCCAUAAAAUUCCUGUUGAAGUUCAAUGUGAUCAUUUUAAGUAGUCUCUUCAGGAGAUAUUUAUGUGCUCUAAAUUACUGUUUGUAACAACAAAUGAUAAUUCUAUUGCAAGGAGAGCUACAAAAUUUAUACAUAAUGACUGCUUUUCAGCUAACUUAUAUUGGUUACAUCAGAAAAGCUUGAGAUGGGGCAAUUAUAAGACCUAGUUAGACAAUUAGAUACAAAAGCUAAAUUGCAUUAUCAAUCUUCCAUUGUUUUGAAAGAGAUCAUUAGAUAGUUUAUUUACAAAUGUCCAAAUGGUCUCAUUUUAGCAGCUGUGUGAUUUGUUCAUGCAAUCCUUAAAACUCUUCAUCUGAAAUACUAUGAAUUAUAAAUAGGGAUUCUCCUCUACUGUACAUAAUUGGAAGCUCAUGCAUGUGUCCCUGAAGUGUGCACUUGUAUAUGAUUGAGAAAGAGAACAUAGAAAUUUUCAGCAGUUAGUUGUCUUACUGCAUGGAUUUGAUUGAUGACAAGGCAAGUCCAUGGGUAAAUUUCUUUACAAAGUAAAAACAGACCAAUUAACUUCAGUAUUUAUUGAUACAAUAUAUUAUAAAUAAAAGUGCCAUGGACUUUUUUGUUGGAGAUAUUUCAAGACUGAUUUCAGCUCUAGGAACAACAGUGCUGCAAAACGUUUGUGAUUUGGCAGUGAGGAUUAUCUCUGGGAAGGGAGACCAAUGAAUCACAAUAUAAGAGAAGAUUCUAUUACAGUUAGAAAUAAUGAAUGCAAAUCCCUAAGGGGCUCAAUAUUUUAUUUCAAUAUUUGGUGCUCUUUUAUAAUCUAUAUUCUUUUAUAAUCUAACACAGAAACCUGCCUUAUGCUACUUCUCACUUGAGAUAGCAUUUAGUUGAGAGAAAUGUGGUCAUAGAUUUUCUGUAUUUGUACAUUUGUACAUUUCUAUAUGUCCCAAACUGUUUUUCCAACUGGACUAUGUUAAGUUUUUUCUUGAAAACCUUUUGCUUCCCAUCCAAUAAGCUUUUUAGUUCUGACUGAAUGAUGGGGGAUGAAAGGAUUUAUAUUCUUUGUUGUUAUCUGGUCAUUUCUUUCCUUCUGCACCAUUCAGUCAGAAUUGAAGAAGCAUCUUGAAUGAGAAGCGAAACAUUUUCAAGGAAAAAUAAUCAAGAAAGUCCAGUUUUCUAAAAGUUGCCUUUUAGAAAAGCAUCUUUGGGGAAAAUAAUGAUGAUUGAGAAUCUGGAUGAUUGAGAAUCUCCACAGACAUACAUUUCUACAUGUUAGUUAUACUCUGUUUAUUUUCAAGCUCUUUGUAUCUCAUAGAAAAAAAGGAAGGAAAUGGCAUUAAAAAGUGAGGAACGAUACUUACUGAGGUUUUACUGGAAUAAUUUUAAAGGACUCUUCUACAUUAAAUAAGUGCCUUAUUUGGAUCCAGUCUGUUUCAUAAUGCUUUUAUGUUAUCAGCUGUGAUCAAAUGUUUUCUACCAUAUUAAAAUUUAUCUGCUAUUAACCAAAUAAUUUUGUUUGAUGACCUUCCUUAAAUGAAUGUUGGCAUUAUGUCGUCUGGCACUUUGCUGUGCAAAACAGAGCUUUGGGGGGCGGGGGCACCCCUCCGGAGCUCCAUUUUGGUGGGUUCAGGCCUUAUCCCACACUUUGCAGCCUGAAAUGGAGCUUUGGAGGGGCAGGCACACCCCUCCAAAGCUCUGUUUUGGCAUGCACAGACCUCAUCUGGCAUUAAAUAUAUAUGUAUUUGCACAAGCAGAAACUUUAGGUUCUGAUAAUAUAGAAGGAACAAGUGCUCUUUUGUUUUUCAUCUCACCCCUUAGCCAUGACAUUAUGCAACCAGUUAGUCUUUUAUGUUCAAAGCAACUGUGUGUUUUAACAAGACAUGCAGUUGUUCUGGAUGCUAAGAAAGCCAAAAGGUGCUAUAAUUCAAAUAAUUUGACUAUUAACAGUGGGCUGGGAAUUAGCAUGUGGGAAAAUAAAUAUUUUGUAUGUUCAUGAACAGUUGUAGGGCUGCACACUGGCCAAUCCUAUACAAUUAAAGAAUGUAAGCAUUUACAAAUGUUUGUGUUCUAUUGUUUGCUCUUUUGUAUCUUAUUUUCUGUAUUCCAGAUUAAUGGUACUUAUUAAAGGAUUGUCUUUUUCAUCUCAUAUUUGUCUGCUCAUGUUUAGUGCUUGCAGUCCCUUUAAAAUGAUUGUUCUGUAAGGAUAUUUUAGAACUCAAUUACUAUCUAAACUGUUUUCUCCCUUCAUAUAAUUUUAUGCAGUCAAAGUCCUUGCAGUGACUGGAGGUCAAAUGAGUUUAAAAAUCCAUCAUAUUUAAGCUUUUACUUCUUUCACAUGGACUAUCCACACAUCUGGCUUCUGAUUGGCUGUUGGAACAGAGAAACCCAGAUGCUACAUUAUGUCAUGCCGUCUGUCUGUCUGUCUGUCUAUCUAUCCAUCUAUCUCUAUCAUCUAUCAUCUUAUUUGGGUUUUACUUGACUUCCACUUCCCUCUUAGAGAAGCAUAUUUGGUUACAUAUGUCUGACAAUUCCUGAUAAGGAAAACAGGGUCUCUGUUACUGAAAGCAUAAUACGCAGCACAAUCUGGGUUUUUUUUAAAUAAUGCUUUAUUGAAUUUUUCCCAUUUAUACAUAAUACCAAUAGUUAUUAAACAGCGCUGUGACAUUAUACAUUUAU